Molecule: messenger RNA, 1701 nt
Organism: Fraxinus pennsylvanica
Lineage: Eukaryota; Viridiplantae; Streptophyta; Magnoliopsida; Lamiales; Oleaceae
Source: the annotation of a GenBank genome assembly
AUGGGGUCUUUGAUCUUUCUUCGAAGGCUAACACACCACAGCGCCUCUCGUAGACUUGUUAAUUUGGAGUUUUACUGCCUUUCUGGGGAAUCAAAGUUUAGAACCCCAUUGACAAUGUGUCAAUUAUUUAGGCAGCUCAGCGAUUCCACGAGAGCAAAGAAAGUUGACUUUACAGAUCUUACGCGCCCUCAUACGUGGUAUCCAAAGGCUCGAAGAAAAAGACGAAAUAUUAUCUUACAUGUUGGUCCAACAAAUAGUGGUAAAACAUAUCAUGCAUUGAAGCAACUGGAGUCAAGUUGUUCUGGUAUUUAUUGUGGGCCAUUGAGACUAUUGGCAUGGGAGGUGGCAAAACGUUUGAAUAAGGCUAAAGUUCCUUGUGAUCUUAUCACCGGACAAGAAAGGGAGGAAGUUGAUGGUGCAAAACAUAAAGCUGUUACUGUAGAGAUGGCUGAUGUGAAUUCUGAUUAUGAUUGUGCUGUUGUUGACGAAAUUCAGAUGUUAGGGUGUAGGUCAAGGGGUUUUUCAUUUACACGAGCUCUAUUAGGAAUAUCUGCUGACGAAUUACAUUUGUGUGGAGAUGCAGCAGCUGUUCCUCUAAUUCAGGAAAUUCUGAAAGUGACAGACGACAUUGUGAAGGUUCAAUACUAUGAGAGGCUUUCACCCCUUAUUCCAUUGAAGAUUCCUCUUGGAUCAUUUGCUAAUAUAAAAACUGGAGACUGCAUUGUCACCUUUUCACGUCGUCAGAUUUACAGGAUAAAGAAACAAAUUGAAAAUGGAGGAAAGCAUCUCUGUUCUGUUGUUUAUGGUUCACUACCUCCAGAGACACGAACGAGACAGGCGACAAUGUUCAACGAUGAAAACAGUGAGUUAGACGUUCUAGUAGCUAGCGAUGCCAUCGGGAUGGGUCUUAACCUUAACAUAUCUAGAAUUAUAUUUUCAACCUUGAAGAAAUUUGAUGGUGUGGAAAUGCGGGACCUUUCCGUCUCAGAGAUCAAACAAAUUGCAGGAAGAGCAGGCAGGUAUAGAUCUAAAUUCCCUGUUGGUGAAGUGACAUGUCUAGAUGCGGAAGAUCUACCUCUACUUAAUUCAUCACUGAGUUCCCCAUCUCCCAUUAUUGAGCAAGCUGGACUUUUUCCGAGCUUUGACCUUUUGUUCAUGUAUUCUCGUCUCCAUCCAACGUUUGGUAUGCUCCAGAUAUUGGAACAUUUCCUGGAGAAUGCCAAGUUAUCUGCUAACUAUUUCAUCGCUGAAUGUGAAGAAAUGUUGAAAGUCGCUGCUGUUAUUGAUGAACUGCCACUUAAUUUGAAUGAUAAAUACCUCUUCUGUAUAAGUCCAGUAGAUAUGGAUGAUGACAUUUCAUCUCAGGGCCUUACUCAGUUUGCACAAAGUUAUUCCAGGAACAGCAUUGUAAGGCUUCGAGAAAUAUUUACUCCGGGAACGCUCAAGGUCCCAAAAACACAAACUGCACUUAAAGAGCUUGAAUCUGUUCACAAGGUCCUGGAUCUGUAUGUUUGGUUGAGCUUUCACAUGGAAGAUAGUUUUCCAGAUCGCGAACUGGCAUCUUCACAGAAGGCUAUUUGCAGCAUGUUGAUUGAGGAAUUCUUGGAAAGACUUGGGUGGCAGAAGCCGAACCCCAAAAUAUUACCUGGCCGUAGCAGAUUGAAGUCCCUGUCAUAUCAAGAUGCACAACGUCUUUUUUGA